Histoplasma capsulatum G186AR is the source of this 2775-nucleotide messenger RNA. RefSeq lists its product as uncharacterized. The record is from RefSeq and is a predicted model, not a curated record. Lineage: Eukaryota; Fungi; Ascomycota; Eurotiomycetes; Onygenales; Ajellomycetaceae. Gene Ontology annotation, biological process: regulation of chromosome condensation. The transcript is spliced from 2 exons. The coding region runs from base 1 to 2775 and encodes 924 amino acids.
AUGGCGCCAGCUGCGAAAAGUGCAACGCCCCAUCGCCAACUAAUCACUUAUGGGAAAUCCUCGGUGGGCCCUAAGUACGAUAUAGGACCCAAAUCGUCGCCUGCUCUGACUCGAACACAAGUCCCAGAGCCCUCGCCAGAAGAACCUCCAAAUCAGGUUUCAACGGCUCAGACCACAGUAGGGGGAGUCAGGAAAACAACUAAGGACGGACAAGGUCAUCGAGGUGCUGGCACGCUUCAAACACCCCGGCUUCCGAAACCGUCCAGGUCGAGUUUGCUACACCAUCGAACACCAAACUAUCGGGGUAGAAAACAAUGGGUUUACGAUAUUGCGUCAUCGGGCGAUGAGCAACUGCAUGAGGAUAAUGAGCCCUGGCGAAAACGUAGAAAGAUAGAAAGUCCGAAGGCUGAAUGGGCUUCGAACGGAUUCGAAGACGCUGCUAUGCCGAACCCAAAACGCUCGACGAAGCGCGAUAUCCGACAUGACAGCUCAGACUCCGACACAAUCACAUUUAAGAAAUCGUCUGUCCCGCCCGGGGAAUCUAACCAAAUCGAAGUUGUUAUUCUGACACCAAAGAAGCCGACAGGGCGGCACCAUGGAUACUCCACCAAAGAGGGAACUAUGGAGUGCGCCAAUGCACUUGAUGCCAACCUGCCUCGUCGUGCUAAAGAUUCAACGACUACAAAUCCUCAAACACACCGCAGUUCGCGCAAAACCUCUGAUUCUCUGUCGCGGCAACAGACUCAGCGGCCUUUGAAGCCUCUUACGACGAAGCUCCUAAGAGCAGGAAAAUCAGAACAAGCUUCCACACCGAAAACAUUUCCGUUGAAUUCAAGGUACAAACCAGCGGCUUCUCAUCCGGUUGCUGCUGAAGUCGGGGGCAAUAAAACGGAGUGCAAUGUAAUUAUGAGUACUACACCGUCGCGGAGAAGGAUCGUAGAUGCUUUGGGUACCACGGCCCGUGGCAGGUCAGAGUCUUCAACAAUUGAAUCCAUAAGUGUUGCCUCCCGUGCCUCAUCCGAGAUAUCUACUGGAUUAUCCGAGGAUUCUACGCCAUCUAUAUCUCAACUUCCGAACGUGUCUCACAGGAUGCAAAUUGAUUCCCAAGCCGAUUCUCCCGAUCAGAGACAGCAGUCCCAGUCCCAGGGAACAACCGGCCCCAAAGCUACCUAUGCUCGACAGAGGUCAUUCCUUUCUGCUAAGAGCAUAACUGAGGAUCUGAUUUUGGACAAUCUGUUCCGGCCCUCUUUUGCUCAGCAGCAUGGGCCCGGCCACGGGACCGGACCUGGCGUUUCGAACCAUGUGGCCUCGAAAUCUACCUGUCCCCUUGCGACCCGAAUUACUGGAGACGAUGAUGAGGGCAACUCCAAUAGGGUAGUCCGAAACAUCUACGAACUACGUCGUGCAGGCGAAAAUGCUAGGUUUGAAGGGAUCGUGGACGCAAUUUUCGAAGACAUUGAAGACCCUAAUUCCUCGGCUUCACGGCGUUACAGUGGACUAAUCCAGCUCUGUACAAAGCUGAUGGAUGACCAAUUCACGCGGCGAUUCUUGGCACAUGUUUUGGAGAAACGGCUUGCAAAACAGGCUGGCAACUUGGACGACGCAAUUUACACGUACCUAAUUGCUUGUGCGUACGGGUUAAUUUUGUCAGCAGGCCCUGUGUCGUCUGUUGUUCUACGUACCUGCUCCACGCAAGUGUUUAGAGUUAUACCCAAGAUGAUAACUGACAAGUCUGAGAUCCUCGACAUCUCAAAAUUCGGGCCCGCUAGAACGUCCAAAGCUGUCCAAGGCUCUCUGCGGGACUUCUGCGAACAGCUAGCCGAAAGUAGAAUUUGGCAUGACGUCAAACCGAAGAAGUGCAUCCCUCAGAUCCUAGCACUACGAUGCAUUGAAAUGGUUGUGCGUCGGUCCCGUGAGAGUGGAGAUAACAUGGACUAUAUGUCUAACGAUGUUCUAUCUCAGUUGGUCAACCUGUUGCUACAGCGUUCGGUGCUUCCAAAACAAGUCCAAGAUGCAAAGACCGACGAUUUCCUAAUCCUCGAGUUGACAUUCUCCAUCUUGGAAUCCUACACGGUUGUUCUAAAUUCCCUCGAACCAAGCCAGGAGAAGUUACUCAAGAGGCUUUCCGGACUUGGACCGCUCCUGUUCCAGCUAUCAUCUCGCUGCUCGCAGCCGUGUUACAGACAGAUCCAGUUACUAGAAAUCCGGCUGAUCUUGAAUCUUACCAAUAAUAAUCCUUCACUCUGCGAAGAUUUUUCGACACCAGAACUGAUACAAGCGCUGAUGGCCAUCGUGAUGUCGAAUUUUGGGCUGGUGUCGGAGGAUUUUGCUGGCGACAGAAGGGACUCUUUGUUAGACGUGGUAAUCUUGGCGCUUGGAACAUUGAUAAAUUUGACCGAAUGGAACGAGACUGCACGACAAUUGAUUUUGAAAACACCAAGUGGCUCGACAACGUUCCUUAACAGGUUGUUACAGCUAUUCAAGGACGGAUGGGAUAAAACUUCCGAGACACACUCCAAUGUGGCGUUUGGUUAUUUAUCUGUGCUUCUGAGCACGGUGUCCCUCGACGACGAGGCGCGAUUACACCUUAGGAACUCCCUCGACGGGAGAAGUGUUGACCGCGUGCUGGCUACUGUUGACGAGUUUCUGCACUACCACCGGAAGGUUGAGAAGGAGCUGCAGGACGGGCAAGGCGAGCAUGAACCGGUGACCGGUUUCACGUGCAGGCUUCAGAGUAUCGUAGACCGGAUCAAGCAAGCGGAAGGGAUCUGUUGA